AUGCUUCGUCGAAUCGCAUUCUCGUCCCUACUCUUCCUCUUCCUGCUGCAACUUCCCACUUUGCAGGCACAAGUCGACAUGGAUGAUGCCUUGGACGGUGGUGGCGGGUUCGAUGAUGAUGCUGAUCUGGAAGCCCGUUGCAUGGGGACGGAUUGGGUCACGGCUGAUGCCUCCUGCGAAUAUCCUACCUGGGUAGUGGACGGAGAAUGCGAUCAGCCAGUGUGCGCCGAUUGUUUCGACUGCGACCCGUGUCGCGAAUACAGCUACACCAGCUGCGAUGAUUGCACCGCGGAAGGGUGCUUUUGGUGUCCCGGUGAUGCUCUGUGUUCCAGUCAGACGCCCGAUCAAACUUACUUUGAUCUAUACAACAAGAUUACUUCCUGUCCCGCACAAACGGAUUGGCAAAACACCUGCUCCACCAGCCAGAACCAGUCCGAUACCAAUGUAUUCAAUGAUCCACUAUAUGAUGCUUGGAAACAAAUCUAUCAACUUGUCAAUGUCGAGGAAGUGUGGAAACGAGGGAUCACUGGAGCUGGAAUUCAUGUUCGUGUCAACGACGAUGGAGUGGACGCAACCCACGCAGAAUUCUCCGAACGAUUUGAUGUGACCAACUCGUGUGAUAGAUACCUUCCAGAAGAUGUCGACCCGAUGGAUGGAAAACCAGAUGAACAUGGCACGACCUGUGCCAGUAUCAUUGGCGCUCAAGCCGACAACAAUCAAUGUGCUUCAGGCAUUGCUCCUGGAGUCACAAUGUCUUCCUGCGUUUUAGAUACUGACAUUUCGGAUGAAGAUGAAGCUGAUUUAAUCCUUACCAAAAUGGAUGUGGUGGAUAUUUCAUCCAACAGCUAUGGACCUAACAGCUAUUGUGCCAAUGGAAAUCUCAUGGCAGAAGCUUGCGAAACAGCAAUUAUCGAUUAUUGCUCGGUCCACUACGAGUUGGAUAACCUUGCCUGUGCUGAGUACCUUGACCUGUACACGGAUUGUGAAUAUCAUGUCUUGCCCCCGGAAUUAGACACUGCCUACACUGAAGCUGUGCUCAAUGGUCGCAAUGGUCUCGGAACCAUCAUUGUGUUUGCGGCGGGAAAUGAACAAACUGUUGGGGCAGAUGUCAAUGGCAUUGGAUAUCACAACAGCCGACUUACAAUAACCGUUGGUGCUACCGGGAAACGAGGUAUUCACACUUCCUACUCCAACACUGGCGCCGCCGUACUGGUUACCGCACCAGGCGGUGACGAGGAGUACAUCACGAACACCGUUGUGGCCAAGCCGGAUGGGGAUCUCUCUCUU
Molecule: messenger RNA, 1287 nt
Organism: Seminavis robusta
Lineage: Eukaryota; Bacillariophyta; Bacillariophyceae; Naviculales; Naviculaceae
Source: the annotation of a GenBank genome assembly